CCUUCCCAGUUCACCAUGAACACUCCUGUCGAGCAACAGAGUUCAGCAGAUUUCGACUCCGGUAUAAGAUAUAAUGGCGACUAGGCGUCCCUUCUUCCCCAUCGUCUCGACCUCAGUCAAGCGGAGCAUACCGACCGAAGUCACUCGUUUUUUCAAGUUCUUGCCCUCGCCGGCACCAAGCAGAUUUUCAUCGUCCCGACAGACCAUUCUACGACUCGAGCCUUCUUCAAGAUGCAAUUCAAAUACCUCGCCGCCCUCCUGGCGUCUACGGCCGUCAGCGGCGUCAUCGCAGGCCCCGAGCCUGUGAUCAACGCUCGCGCUCUCGAGGCCCGAGAAGAGCAGGCAGAGCAGGCUGCGCAGAUGCAGCAGAUGCAGCAGGCUCAGCAAGCUCAACAAGCCAAGCAGGUCGCUCAAUUGCAGCAAGUCAACCAAGGUGCUCAAAUGCAGCAAGCCAACCAGGGUGCUCAGGCUCAGCAAGCCGGUCAAGCUGCUCAAGUUCAACAAAACUCCAACGCCCCUGCUGCCGAUCCGCCGAAGGCCGCUCCGGCUGAUAGCAAGUCUUCUAGCGGUGGUGGCUUCUUCGGUGACUUGAGCGGUUUUAUGCCCAAGGACAUCACCGUUUACAAUUAUCCCGGCUAUAAUGGCCUCAACCCCUAUGGCCCUUAUCCACCAAAUCGAUUCGGGCCUCACUACCCCGAUUUCCCCGUCAUCGACCCAGUGUACAACUUCUGCCCAUCAUUCCUCCAGUGCAACAACAAUUUCGACUGCGUCAGCUUCACCGUCCAAACGGACUUCUACGGCUUUAACACUUGCCUCACAGCAAACAGUUACCAGAGGUGUUCAUGCACCUAUCCUCUUCCUCCAGCCUUCGGUCCUUACGGUCCUUACUACUAGCUUGCUCGGCCCUGGAGCGGUAUGGUUGUAUAGGUUGAGGAGACACGUCAUCUAUUCUUGGUCAAGGUACAUGUGGUUGCUAGAGGGUGGCAGGUUCGCUUGCGUGGUGUUGGAGUGGUCGUCGAAUAUCGUUAAUGUGGAAGUCGAUUAGUUGCGCAUCAAUACUUGCAUCAAAUCAUAACUUGGCGGCAGA
Molecule: messenger RNA, 1087 nt
Organism: Cercospora beticola
Lineage: Eukaryota; Fungi; Ascomycota; Dothideomycetes; Mycosphaerellales; Mycosphaerellaceae
Source: RefSeq, a predicted model, not a curated record